CCUGCUGGAGUUUAUGGAAGACGCAAGAGAGUGUUUUGAGCAGCCUUGGUUGAAGGCAAUGACCAACGAGUUCCACGACCAAGUGAGCUGGCUCGGCUUGGCACUCGCUGGUGAAUGGAAGCGUGCAUGUGCCGUUGGCCCGAAGUUGUCACCAAAAGUCUUGGAAGCAUUGGGCGUUUCUCUGAGCGACACUUACUGUCCCGUGGCGCUGUGGUGGCAACCUACUGUCAAGGACGCUGUUGCAAAACUUUGUCAAACUCACAACAUCGAGCCUCACGAGAUUGCCCAGAGUGCUGACACAUGGUCCGCCUUUCUCGACAUCUUGGCUGCCAGCCAACCACACACGACAGAGCUUAUGCGGCAAACAGCCGUGCUGACUGAACCAUCUAGGUUUUCCAUGGUGUCGAGGACAUUCACAGCCUGAUUUGAUCUCUUCAAGUUUUAAUAUUUAUUGCACAUUGCAGAAGUGAACAAAGAUAGUUUUGUUCCAUCAUUAAAAUUUCCAGUUGAUAGUUGGCACUGGCCUUCCCUUGCCAUCAUA
Molecule: messenger RNA, 541 nt
Organism: Rhipicephalus microplus (southern cattle tick)
Lineage: Eukaryota; Metazoa; Arthropoda; Arachnida; Ixodida; Ixodidae
Biological process (GO): CENP-A containing chromatin assembly; mitotic sister chromatid segregation
Cellular component (GO): kinetochore; inner kinetochore
Source: RefSeq, a predicted model, not a curated record